Messenger RNA from Phasianus colchicus (ring-necked pheasant), 2160 nucleotides. It is a transcript of the gene PARPBP, whose product is annotated as PARP1 binding protein. NCBI's taxonomy places the organism in Eukaryota, Metazoa, Chordata, Aves, Galliformes, Phasianidae. The record is from RefSeq and is a predicted model, not a curated record. Gene Ontology annotation, cellular component: chromatin. Gene Ontology annotation, biological process: negative regulation of double-strand break repair via homologous recombination.
AAGGUUUAAAUGAUAAACCGCCGAUAGAGGCUGCUGGGUCUUCUGAGCGGCUGGUGGAGUGCUUGCUCUCGUUCUCCUGGUUGUGCAGGCAAUGAUUUCUUUCCAGGAAAAGAUUUUAAACUUAAUCAAAUAUUUCAGAAGACAAUGGCCCUUAUUUUCAAACUCUGAAAGGACUACAGUAUGUGGAGCCGACUGCAUGCUGACAGCAUUACAACUGUCCAUGGCUGAAGUCAAUAAGCAGCACCAUGGAGAUUUCUCAGUAUCGCUCAGUGAUGUGAUGGAAACUUGGAAAUAUUUGUUACAUGACAAACUAGGAUUAUCAUAUGAGAACAUGGAAGAACCUGAAAAUUAUGCUGACUUUAAAAAGGCCUAUCAUACCUUCUUAGCAAGCAGCAAUAUGUUAGAUAUAAUAGACAUAUAUCAAAAGUGCUGUGCUCUUGCACUUGUCUCUGAAGAUGAAAGCAUUGCCCCCGAUCAACUAUUACAAUUUAUUUCUGGUGGAAUGAAUGUAUCAGGAAGUAAUGGUUCUGUUCUUCCUUCUACACCAGUCUACAAACAGGAUCAGAACAGUGUGAAGGUGAUGCUCUUUGCCAAGAAGUGUUUUUAUUCAUAUUUAAGCCUGUUGGUGAAUUCUAAGGAUGAUCUGGCAUUGGCUCGUAUUCUAAAUGUUCCUGACAGAGGACUUGGUAGAGAAGCCUUCACUAAACUAAAACAUGCUUCGCAGGAGAGAAAAAUGUCAAUUUUCCUGAUGGCAACAUCUUUUAUCCGAACAGUAGAACAUGGAGGAAAAGGCUGUGCAGCUUCAUUAUUUGAUCCACUAAGAGUCCACGUAAAGGGGCUUUCUAACUUCAUUAAUUUUAUUGACAAGCUGGGAGAAAUUGUUGGUGAAAUCCCAGAUCCAAGAGUCGCAGGGGGGCAAAUUCUGUCAACAGUGAAGAUGCAUUUGAUGAAAGGCCGAAGCAAUGGGGAUCCUUUCUAUCAGGCAGUAGAGGAAGUUGUACAAGAUUUGGAUUUGAGGAUUAAAAAUAUUAUCGAUUCACAACAUGAAGUCUUGACUGCUAGCACCACUGGAGUCAGUCCAACACGGCCAAAAUUGCAUUCCAUAAACCAUGGCACUGCAUACUGUGGUAGAGACACCAUAAAAGUCUUACUAGUUCUUCUUGAUGAAGAAGCAGUCAGCACUCCUACCCAGAACAAAGCGGAAUUAUUAUAUGAUGAUGUAAACUUAAUUAUGUUUGGAAGCACCUCUAUUUUGACACUCUUCAGAUCUCCAGCACAGUCCAAAGAAUCUUCUCCAAAACCUCUUAGACAGCGUAUUCAGAAAUCUGUGGAUGCAAAAAUAAGUAAGAUGGAGCAAUCUUCAAUCAAAUCUCAGUUUGCAUGUACAUACAAAAAUGAGCUGAGUAAAAUAAGGGAUCAGCACUUCCUCAGCAGUAGCAAAAUGCCAGCCUGCAUACAUCCUGCACCAAAGCAAUGUUUACAAGGUAAAUAUUUCACAGAAGGUAUGAAUUCAUGUCUUGACAUACCAGUGCCUGGAACUAUUUCUGAAAAUGAUCAUCAGACUAGAAAUUAUAGAGAAAUGGGGAAAUUGAGUUGUCAGCCAAGAAACAAGAACUCCAAGAAUGAACAGAUGGAUUUGAAUAAUGACAAAGUUAUCUAUGAUGAGGAAAGUGAAACAUCUUUGCCAAAAAAUGCUAAGAAACGUAAGACUUCAAACAACCCUCAGAAGGAAUUGGACAGCAAAAUUGAUGGAAAAAGAAAGAACAACAGAACUGCAAGCAAGAAUAAAUUGAUUGUUGGGCAGGCAAAAUUGACUCAAUUUUUUAGACUGUAACUUUUUAUUUUUACCUGCAUUGUCUGUUGAGCACUUCAGAUGUAAGAUUUUGUGAGAAAAAGGUGAAAUUCAUGAUUUGCUUUUCUUCAUACUCAAAUCAGUGAAAAUAGCUUGUGUGUAUAAUUAGACAAAUACUUACAAGUCUGAUUAUGCAGAUAUCUUUUAUUUUUGAUAAGAAUACAUCAGUAUUUACAACUAUGCUCUGUUUUGGUAAUGAAUUAUGCUUCUCUCAACAUUGCAAUGUGAAAAUAAUGUUAGAUGCAUAUGUAUAGCAAUACUAAGACAUAAAUAUCUUCCAAUCAUGUUAAACUCAUAAUAAAAUGUUU